AUGGCAGCCCCUCCCCCUGCCGAGUCCAAUCCCUCCUUCUCCAUGUCCGCGUACAUGAUGCCUUCGCACGAGAACUCCUUCGGAUCCGAUACGGACGAUGAUAUCGCUUCUCUCCCCUCAGAAUCAACAACAGAUUCCGACUUGGAGACUCUUUCCGACGACUACUCCGAUGCCGAGGCGGAAUGGCGGGAAAGCAUUGAGCAAUUAGAGCUGCUCCUGACAAUGGUUCUGGUGCCGUUUGUUGGCAAAUAUCUAGGCCGCCGCUGUGCCUACUGGAGUUGGACAAGAUUCAUGCAAUGGAAGUACCCGGUAGAGGUCGCUGUUACGAGCCCUGGUCUCUUCAAGGGCGCCGGUGUCAUCGAGGCAGCCGCAAGCCUAUAA
Messenger RNA from Penicillium cataractarum, 381 nucleotides. RefSeq lists its product as uncharacterized. The coding region runs from base 1 to 381 and encodes 126 amino acids. Gene Ontology annotation, biological process: protein insertion into mitochondrial outer membrane; mitochondrial outer membrane translocase complex assembly. Gene Ontology annotation, cellular component: mitochondrial outer membrane. The record is from RefSeq and is a predicted model, not a curated record. The transcript is spliced from 2 exons. Lineage: Eukaryota; Fungi; Ascomycota; Eurotiomycetes; Eurotiales; Aspergillaceae.